Molecule: messenger RNA, 587 nt
Organism: Vigna umbellata (rice bean)
Lineage: Eukaryota; Viridiplantae; Streptophyta; Magnoliopsida; Fabales; Fabaceae
Source: RefSeq, a predicted model, not a curated record
AUGGCGCAUGUUGAUGAAAAACAACCAGAAAGCACUGUUUGGUACCUUGAUUCUGGGUGCUCCACUCACAUGACCGGGAGAAAGGAUUGGUUUGUGAAAAUUCAAGGAGUAGAGCAUGGAAAGAUCAGAUUUGCUGACAAUAGUAGUUUAGAGGCAGAGGGUUCUGGCAGAGUGGUUUUGAGAGGUGUAGAUGGCAGAGAAGUUGUAAUAGAAGAGGUAAUGUAUGUACCUGGAUUGAAGACUAACUUACUAAGUCUUGGACAACUGUUACAGAAGAAAUACAUGAUGAAGAUGGAAGACAAUUGUCUCAGCAUCUUCAAUCAGAAUGGGAAGGUUGUUGUGCAGACACAACUGUCACAGAAUAGAACAUUCAAAGUGGUGAUGGAGGCAGUAAAUCAUCAUUGUUUUACUGCAACAAAAAGUGAAGAAGAAUGGCUGUGGCAUCUCAGAUUUGGUCAUCUGAAUUUUCAGGAUCUGUCAAUGUUGAGCCAGAAGAAAAUGGUGACUGGUUUACCAAAGGUAGAUAUUCCAGGGACUGUUUGCAAAGAAUGUGUUCAAUGCAAGCAAACCCGUGGUAGUUUUCAGAG